Messenger RNA from Lobosporangium transversale, 1543 nucleotides. Its product is annotated as pyridoxal phosphate-dependent transferase. The coding region runs from base 58 to 1470 and encodes 470 amino acids. The transcript is spliced from 5 exons. The record is from RefSeq and is a predicted model, not a curated record. Gene Ontology annotation, cellular component: mitochondrial matrix. Gene Ontology annotation, biological process: arginine metabolic process. NCBI's taxonomy places the organism in Eukaryota, Fungi, Mortierellomycota, Mortierellomycetes, Mortierellales, Mortierellaceae. Gene Ontology annotation, molecular function: identical protein binding; pyridoxal phosphate binding; transaminase activity.
UUUUUUUUUUUCUUCUUCUUCCUCCUUCAGUCUCAUUCAUUUGCCCUCAAACUCAUCAUGUUGCGCCAUUCUCUUCUCCGCUCAUCUAGAGCAUUGCUGGCUCAGUCUCAGUCUAGGACUGUUGCUAUGGCUCGCCGAGCUAUGAGCACUAAAGCUACUGCUACCCAUUUCACCGAUCAUGCUUUGAGCCAUGCAGAUGUGGACGCAGAUCCAAAGACGUUGGACAUCAUUGAUAAGCAUGCCAAAUAUACAUUGACAACUUAUGGUCGUCCACCUGUAGUCUUCACUCACGGCAAAGGAACCUAUCUCUAUGAUGUAGGUCAGCGUGAAUAUUUGGAUUUCACUGCUGGCAUUGCUGUCAAUGCAUUGGGCCAUUCAGAUCCCGAGGUGGCGGGUGUCUUGUUUGAACAAGCGAAACAAGUGGUUCAUCUCAGUAACCUUUAUUAUAAUAUCCCUGCAGGGGACCUUGCAGAACAGUUGAUCGAGGCCACUCGUGCUUCAGGUCAUUUCCAAGCUUCAAAGAUCUUUUUCUCUAAUUCAGGGACAGAAGCUAAUGAAGGAGCUUUGAAAUUUGCACGUAAAGUCGCUAAAGUGACUACUGCUCAGCAACUUGGAGAAGAGGCAGUGAACAAAAAGAUCGGAGUAGUUUCGUUUACAAAUGGAUUUCAUGGACGAUCGAUGGGUGCAUUGUCUGCUACACCUAAUCCCAAAUACCAAAAACCAUUCUGGCCUUUGGUCCCUGGAUUUGCCCAUGCACCCUUCAAUGAUGUGGAGGCUGUUGACAAGUUUGUAACUGAUGAAACUUGUGCAGUCAUUGUGGAGCCUAUUCAAGGAGAAGGAGGAAUCAAUGUUGCAACAGAAGCCUUUUUAAAAAAGUUGAGACAGAAGUGUGAUGAGGUUGGAGCCAUGUUAAUCUUUGAUGAAAUUCAGUGCGGGUUGGGACGCACAGGUAGAUUGUGGGCCCAUCAAAAUUAUCCUAAGGACUGUGUGCCUGACAUGUUGACCAUGGCUAAACCUCUCGCGAACGGAUUUCCCAUUGGAGCCAUCAUGAUUACAGACAAGGUCGCUGAGAAGAUUGUCAUUGGUGAUCACGGAACGACCUUUGGAGGAAACCCUCUGGGUUGUGCUGUUGCCUCCAAUGUGUUUCGUCGAAUCAACACCCCCGAGUUUCUGGACAAUGUGAACAAGAACGGUCAAUAUUUCCGUGAACAAUUGGAAUCAAUCUCUUCACCUUUGAUCAAAACAGUUCGUUCCAAGGGGUUGAUUUUGGGAUUGCAAUUCAAUGUGGAUCCUGCCCCUUUGAUUGCUCUAGCCCGUGAACGUGGAUUGUUGAUCAUUACAGCAGCCAACAAUACAAUUCGAUUUGUUCCACCUUUGAACAUCUCCAAGCCAGAGAUUGAUAAAGGAAUCAAGAUCUUGAAACAGGCCAUCGCUGCCUUUGAUGACAAGACUCUGGACGUGAAGGCAUAAAAAAAGUAAACUAGUAUAAUGUUGACCAUUCAUAUUCUCCCAAAAAAAAAGAGUUUAUUAAAAAAAUGUCCAU